This is a messenger RNA of Cornus florida, 2615 nucleotides long. RefSeq names its product pentatricopeptide repeat-containing protein At4g02750-like. The transcript has 2 exons. NCBI's taxonomy places the organism in Eukaryota, Viridiplantae, Streptophyta, Magnoliopsida, Cornales, Cornaceae. The coding region runs from base 157 to 1638 and encodes 493 amino acids. Gene Ontology annotation, molecular function: protein binding; RNA binding. The record is from RefSeq and is a predicted model, not a curated record. Gene Ontology annotation, biological process: RNA modification.
UCGUCAAAGGUGUACUACCUUGACUAGUGAAAGAUCUCAAAGUUUGAUAGGGUUUAUGGUAGCCCCCACCAAAAGUUAUAUAUAUAUAUAUAUAUCCAGUCCAACUGUGAUAUAUAGGUCGUGUUCAUUACAAAUGAGCUUUUCAAUACCAAGAAGAUGGUUGAAGCAUUAUACAAGGGCAAACCCCAAAUGAAAUAUAUGCAAAUAAUCACCAAACUCCUCCAUAACAGAAACGAAGUUUCUUUAGUGUGUCCCCAACACAGGCAUAGUGCAUAUGCAUUGCAUAGUAACUGCACAAAGAAGGAAGACGUGGUGACACUGACAAAAAUAAUGUCAGAUUACUCGCUAAGAGGAGAAGUUGAUCAUGCAAAAAAGAUUUUUGAACAAAUGGGUCAUAGAGAUCCUGUUUCUUGGAAUGUGAUGAUCAAAUGCUAUAUUGAAAACAACAGGGUUGGGGAUGCAAGGGAACUGUUCGAUGAAAUGCCCGAGAAGAGUUCUGUUUCUUGGAAUUCCAUGAUCAUGGCUUAUGCCAAAGAAAGAAAGACACACAUUGCAUUGAAGCUCUUUGUUGUCAUGCCGGAUAAAGAUGUUGUUAGUUGGACUGCUAUUGUUACAGCGCUAUCUCAAAACUGGCGAAUUAAAGAUGCGUGGGGUUUGUUUAAGCAGAUGCCUGAGCCUAAUUCAGUUUCAUGGUCUUCAAUCAUAUCGGGUUUUCAGCAAAAUGGAUUUCCUGCUGAAACAUUGAGUGUUUUCAAAGAAAUGUUGGUAGUAGGGAUGCACCCAACUUCACAUUCAUUUACUAGUGCUUUAGCUGCUUCUGCUGAUCUAGCAAUGCUUUCGGUUAGUGAGCAAGUCUAUGCUCAACUCCUUAGAAGAGGAUUUGAUAGCAACCUUCAUAUAGGGAAUUCAGCCAUUUCUAUGUUCGUAAAAUCAGGCAGUUUUGAUAAUGCAUGGCGCGUUUUUGUAGACUUGCCCAAACGUGACCAUGUUACUUGGAAUUCUAUGAUUAUGGGUUUUGGGCAGCAUGGUUAUGGUGUAGAGGCUGUAAUAACUUUUCAUCAGAUGCAAAAAGCUCUGUUUUUGCCUGAUCGUAUCAGUUUCUUGGGACUUCUACAUGGUUGCAGCCAUUGUGGUUUGGUCGAAGAAGGGAAGCAAUAUUUUAACAGUAUGAAGAUGGAUUAUGGGAUUCACCCUGGACCUGAGCACUAUGCCAGCAUGGUUGACCUAUUUGCACGUGCUGGGUUGCUUAAAGAAGCAUAUGACAGUAUAAUGCAAAUGCCCAAUGAGAUCACACUUAUCUUUUGGAGAACAUUGCUGAAUGGAUGUAGGGUCUGGGGUGAGUUGGAAUUGGGUCUACAUGCUGCCGAUCGGAUUUUAGAGCUAGAGCCUCACAAUUCAAGUGCAUGCUUGAUGAUUAUUGACAUUUAUGCAUCAACUAAGAGAUGGACAGAAGUGGCAGAGAUGAGGAAACAAAUGAGGGAAAGAGAAGCAAAGGGGGAGAUGAGUUGUAGUUGGGUUGAAAUAAAGGGGAAGAAUCAUUUAUUUUCUACGAGGGAUGAAACUCAUCCAGAAUCGAACUGUAUCUACUCAAUCCUUGAAUUGUUAUCUUCUGAUAUCGCGGAGUGUGUCAGUCUUUAAAAUGCAUGAAUAUCAGAAAGUUUUUUGUAAUAUUAAUAAUCACAACAUGAAAAUAAGAGCCAUUUCUUGGUGCAAUGGUCUGAAACCCACAUAGGUGGAACCAAUACUGGGUAUGUGGCAUACAUAUGCAAAGAUUUCUCUCUUAAUGGGUUGUAAGAUAUCCUCCUGGAUGCCAAAGCCAUGAAGCCCUUUGAUAGGAGUCCUGCCUUGAAAGAUUUGGAUUUUCUGCAACAAAUUAGAUCUGGAGACAAACCAUCUUGCUGGCACAGUUCAGGAUAUUCAAUUUUGUAAUUUUCUGCUUGGGUUAGCUCUUCUUUGGAGGUUUGCUAAUGCAAGCAUCUUGUACAUUUAAAUCUAAGAUCAAAGUCGCUUAUCUUGGACCAAUAUUACCUCUACAGCAACAAGCAGCAGGGUCAGAAAAGUAUAAGCUAUUGAAGAACCAAGUUGAACAUGCAAACACGGGUUUGGUAUUAUGUGCUUGAGAUUGGAUCUUCAAUUAUAUUACAAUAUGGUGAAAGCUGAAGAUGGGAUGUGUACCUUGAAACUUCACCAUUGACAGUUCUCAGGACGCUACAAUAGAGUCAUGAAAAUAAGUGGUUGGAUACACUGCCACAAUGUAUGUAGACACUAGAGUCAUGCAACUAAGUGGUUGGAUACCCAUACGCUACAAUGUCUGCAGCAUGUCCUAUCUUUCAAGUUCAUGUAAGACAGGUUCUGUGAUAUACAAGAAGCUUCUCAGUCAUUCACAUCGAUUAACUAUUUCUUUUGUGCACCUUUAUAUUAGUGAUUUAUAGUUUGAAAAGAUAUCUGAAGCAAAUGAAAACCGGUAAGGGAAAAUUAUGUAAGUUGGGGAAUUUUGCAUUAUUAAUUCAAUACACAGUAUUUAGAAGUAUUUUUGUUCUGAUAUAUAACUACAAACAUAUACAUGCAUGUUUAUUUGGGAUAAACAAGCCUGCAAUUGGUACUAUUAGUCAUAC